CGGUGCACAGGGGCCCCAACGAGUGAUUGCGAAGAUCUGUCUGAUGAAAUUAUCCGAUCCGUCAAUCUUCUGGCUUCGACGCUGCACGAAUUUCCCGUCAAUGUAGGAGACACCAAAUAAGAGCGAGCUCCUGGGUUCGUACAACGCAUUCCGAUCUCUAGAGAGAGAAGAGAUUCAACCAGACAUCAUUUCUCUCAUCUCUCUCUACCCCUUUCCACCUGAAUUCUGAUAUACCUUCAUCAGGUGGCAACCAUGCCUUCCACUUUUUCUCCCCACCCCCUCUUUCUUCGUUUCGUGGGGGCUCUCAUCCUUCUCUUCUUCGUCAUUCCCGGUUUCCCCUCUGCAGCGGCCGACGAUGUCAAACACGAUGACGACAGGGUUCCCAAGUCGGAUUCUUGUAAUAAUGACUUCCAAUUGGUUAAGGUGAAGAACUGGAUUGAUGGCAAAGAAGAGGACAUGUAUAAUGGGAUGAGUGCAAGAUUUGGGUCUAUGUUGCCUGAGCAGGCUAAAGAAAGUGUCAGAUCACCUGCUGCUGCUGCAAAUCCUGAGGACUGCUGCUCCAAUUCAACUUCUAUGCUAUCUGGUUCAGUUGUUCUAUGUGAACGAGGUACUUGUGACUUUACAACUAAAGCAGCAUUUGCUCAGUUGGGAGGUGCUAUGGGAGUGUUGAUGAUAAACAGCAAUGAAGAGCUCAUUGAGAUGACUUGCACCAAUGGCACUACGUCAAACAUUUCAAUUCCAGUUGUGAUGAUAUCAAAAUCCGCUGGAGAAAAUUUGAAGAAAAUGAUGUCUUCAAAGAAAGUGGAAAUUUUGCUAUAUGCUCCAGUUCGUCCACUUGUAGACUACUCUGUGGCAUUUUUGUGGUUGAUGGCUGUUGGGACAGUUGCAUGUGCUUCACUAUGGUCAGAUUUGACUGCCCCUGAGCAGACUGACGAUUGCUACAAUGAGGAAUCUUCAAAUGCCGCAACAGCAAAAGAUGAGGAUGAGAUUGUUAGUUUAGAUGUGAAGGGUGCUAUCAUCUUUGUCAUAACUGCAUCUACUUUUCUUGUGCUAAUGUUCUUCUUCAUGUCAUCGUGGUUUGUCUGGGUGCUGAUAUUACUUUUCUGCAUUGGUGGUAUUCAGGGAAUGCACCACUGUAUUGUGAGUGUGGCUUGUAGAAUAUGUUCAAAAUGUGGGAGGAAGACUGUGAAUAUCCCCAAGGUUGGGGAGGUUUCUGUUUUCUCACUUGUAGUGAUGUUAGUCUGUUUGGCAUUUGCAAUUUUCUGGGCUGCUACUCGGCGGGAAUCAUAUUCAUGGGUUGGGCAAGAUAUUCUUGGCAUAUGCUUGAUGAUAACCGUCUUGCAGUUGGCACAGUUACCUAAUAUCAAGGUUGCUACUGUCCUCCUCUGUUGUGGAUUCUUCUAUGACAUCUUUUGGGUGUUCAUAUCUCCAGUAUUUUUCCAUCAGAGUGUCAUGAUCACGGUUGCUCGAGGUGAUAAAGCUGGUGGGGAAGCAAUUCCUAUGCUUUUGAGAGUUCCUCGUAUUAAUGACCCUUGGAAUGGUUAUGACAUGAUUGGAUUUGGAGAUAUUCUCUUUCCUGGUUUGCUUGUUUCUUUUACUCACAGAUUUGACAAAGAUCAAAAGAAGGGAGGACUAAAAGGAUAUUUUCCUUGGCUGAUAUUGGGCUAUGGAGUUGGUCUGUGUUUGACAUACUUGGGGCUUUAUUUGAUGGACGGUCACGGACAACCUGCACUCCUUUACCUUGUUCCGUGCACACUAGGUACUACGGUUGUGUUGGCAUGUAUUAGAGGUGAUCUGAAGACCCUUUGGAGUUAUGGUUCCGACUCGUCUAGAGAACCUUCUGAUGUUUAAUUCAUAAUUUUUUUCUACUGGCACUUGAUGAAGAAAUUGAACUCCUGCAAGUUGGAAAAACGAUUCUGCCGCUUUGAUAUCGGUUUAACAUGAUGCAACUAAUAUAAUGGUGGGAAAAGAUGUCCGAUUUAUCGGCAACUCCAUCUUGAGCCUCGUUGAUUUUGUUUUGUAACUAUACGCCAAUGUUCCUGCAGCCAAGUUGUAGUGCUUGUCGAUAGAAAAGCUUGAGAAGGGGGGGGGGGGUAAGUUUCUGUCCUGUAACUUACCGUUAUGUAUGUGUAGCAGUUGUUCCAUUCUUCAUUAUCGUCUUCCAAUGGUGUUCCCUUGAAUACAAUUAACGCAGUUUCAGUGCUUUCUGUAAGGGCCGACAAAAGAUCUAAAUUUGGUGGGGCCUUGCUUAGAAGAGCUUGACUUCAUACUAGCUUGAGACUCAUUUUGAUGUCUGUGUAUAUAUAAAUGUAUACAUACACACAUGACUAACUGCACAUUUAUUUGCGAUACGCAUUGCAUUGUUUUCAA
Prosopis cineraria is the source of this 2370-nucleotide messenger RNA. Its product is annotated as signal peptide peptidase-like 3. NCBI's taxonomy places the organism in Eukaryota, Viridiplantae, Streptophyta, Magnoliopsida, Fabales, Fabaceae. Gene Ontology annotation, molecular function: aspartic endopeptidase activity, intramembrane cleaving. The record is from RefSeq and is a predicted model, not a curated record. Gene Ontology annotation, cellular component: lysosomal membrane; lumenal side of endoplasmic reticulum membrane; Golgi-associated vesicle membrane. Bases 253 to 1851 code for a protein of 532 amino acids. The transcript has 14 exons. Gene Ontology annotation, biological process: membrane protein proteolysis.